Symbiodinium sp. CCMP2592 is the source of this 1689-nucleotide messenger RNA. NCBI's taxonomy places the organism in Eukaryota, Dinophyceae, Suessiales, Symbiodiniaceae. The record is from the annotation of a GenBank genome assembly.
AUGGCUGCGCUAGCCAAGCCUGUGGAGAUCCCGCAUCCAGAGGAUGAGGAGCCGAUCUGUUCUCCACGGAGUGCGAUUCGGGUCCAGUUCGCGCAGGACAGCCCACGAUCUCGCCCCAGCCAAGAUGGACAGUUGCCGGCACUGUUGGCACAGCAUCAUCGGGAGCUCAUCCGAAAACUGGAGGUUCAGGAUGACGUCUUGAGCCAGAUCCUGUUGAAGUGCGUGCGCGACAGCCGUGAGCAGAAAUCAGCAUUGCAGAGCCCUUCCCGAGUAUCUUCUCAACAGACUCUGGAUAUGGAGCGCAUGUCGAACCACUCAGACGAAGGGGCCUGGGUGAUGCCCUUGCCGACCAAAGCCACGAGUGCCGACUUGCUGCCAGACGAGGAUGAAGACGAGCGCCCCUAUCCAACGGAGCAUGCGUUCCACAAGCGUCCGAGUGUGCAGUUCUCGGAACGCAGCUCGCGGCUUUCAUUUACCCCCCGAAGUACCUUCACACCCAAGCUGUUCACUACGUUCUCGCAGGCGGACUUAAAGCUCCGGGAAAGUGCCGACCACGCACAGGGGAUCAACUCCAGGAGAAGGUUCGCCAGCUGCAAGGGAACAAGCCUGGACCACAUGAAAAGCCCAGAGAACUGUUGGCAAUGGCUGGUCGGCCAUCCCCUCUUUGACUGGUUCUUUGCAACAGUGGUGCUGCUGAAUGCCGUUUUCAUUGGCGUGGACGUGCAGAUGAGCAUCGGGUCCAUGGAGAUUCGGCCGAUGCAAAUCCAGGUGAUGCAGUACUGCUUCACUGCCCUCUUCACCAUCGAGUUGGCUUUGCGCUUUGUGGCUAAUGGCGUGCGGCUGUUCUGCCUGGAGGACUGGAUGUGGAGCCUGCUGGACGUUUUCAUUGUCGCGACAUCCCUUUGGGAGAUCAUGGUGGACAUUGUAACAGCCCUCGAAGCUGUGAAUGGCAAUAUGGAAAAGAUCGCCGGGAUCUCCAGCUUGAAGGUCUUCCGGAUCAUACGCAUAACUCGGAUCGUGAAGACGAUACAACUGAUGCGCGUCUUCCGAUUCGUGAUGGCCUUCCGAACGCUGAUCUCCUCCAUCAUUCACACCUUGAAGGCGCUGUUCUGGGCGCUGAUUUUGUUGCUCCUCAUCGUUUACGUCUUUGCGGUCUUGUUCACUCAGGCUGUGAAUGCUCACAUUUACGAUCCGGAGGCAACCCCAAUGUCCGCGGCCAACUUGGAGUUCUCGACGAAAUAUUUUGGUUCGUUGCCGGACACAAUGCUCAGCUUGUUCAUGGCAAUCGCAAACGGUGUGAGCUGGGAAGACAUCUUGGCUCCAUUGCGAGCGAUUUCCAGCGCCUGGGUUCUGCUGUUUCUGUUCUACGUGGCGUUCACGUACUUUGCUGUCCUAAAUGUGGUAACGGGAGUUUUUUGUCAAUCCGCAAUCGACAGUGCGCAGAAUGACCACGCAACGCUUGUGCAAUCGAUGCUGGCCAACAAGGAAGCGCACCUGCACGAAAUACGAGCCUUGUUUAGCAAGCUUGGUGCAUCUGAUUCUGGUGUUAUCACCUACGCGAUGUUCGAGGAGAAGAUCGACUCGCCUGCUGUGCGGGAGUACUUCGAAACUCUUGGACUGGAUGUUACCAGGCAAGACGAUUCCAACGUCCCCUUUGGCAAUCUGUCGCAAGGGAAAUCCAUGCAGUAG